UUGUUGUAACACCCAUCCAAUGCAAUGAGUCGGGCGAUCGUUUGUAAGCGCGACACCGUUUCCCAAAGUGCGUGACUAUGUUGAACGUUGCUGAGUAAAUAGAAGAAGAAGACUAAAUGUAAACAUAAACACUGAAGUGAAGGUGGUAUCAGUUUCAUCAAGAACAAAUUUUCCACUUGGCACAAUUUAUUAAGAAAAAACUCCUAAAAUGGGCAAGCGACAGCAUCAAAAAGAUAAAAUGUACCUCACCUACACGGAGUGGACAGAAUUUUAUGGUGGCAAAAAGUUCGAAUCAGCAGAAAAUGAACAUAUCAAAUUUAAACGUCUACCCUAUGACUGUUGCUGCAUCACUCUCGUGCCCUUCGAUAUACCCUAUAGCGAUUUGGAGGGCAAUAUUUUCGAAUUGGAGGCCAUUCACAACUUCAUAGCAAAAUUCAAACUUAAUCCGGUGACCGGCAAGCCUUUGGAUGCCAAAUCUUUGUUGAAAUUGAACUUCCAUAAAAACUCUGACGAUGAAUAUCAUUGUCCGGCUUUGUUUAAGCCUUUCACCAAGAAUUCCCAUAUUGUGGCUUUGAGAACUACAGGAAAUGUCUAUUGCUGGGAGGCCAUUGAACAAUUGAACAUAAAGGCGAAAAAUUGGAAAGAUUUAAUAGAUGAUACACCAUUUCAACGCAAAGACAUUAUCACCAUACAAGACCCAGAGAAAUUGGAAAAAUUUGAUAUUUCAAGAUUCUAUCACAUAAAAAAGAAUUUAAGGGUGCUCACCGAGGAAGAGGAGCAAGAAAGAAAUGAUCCCACGAAAAAGAUAAAAACCAUGAACUUGGAGACAAGGGAAACCUUGGAACAAUUGGAACGUGACUACAAAGUGGCUGAAGUGCAGCCUUCAACAUCGAAGCAAACAGCGGACAAAUUCAAUGCGGCCCAUUAUUCUACGGGAGCGGUGGCUGCCAGUUUUACUUCUACCACCAUGAUGCCGGUGUCGAUGGUAGAGGCUGCUAUUAUCGAUGAAGAUCAAGUUAAAUAUGAAAGGGUCAAGAAGAAGGGCUAUGUACGUUUAACCACCAACAUGGGACCUUUGAAUUUGGAAUUGUAUUGCGAUCAGGUGGCAAAAACUUGUCACAAUUUUAUGCGUCAUUGUUCGGAUGGCUAUUACACGGGCACUUUGUUUCAUCGUUCGAUAAGGAAUUUUAUGGUACAAGGUGGCGAUCCAACGGGCAAAGGCACCGGAGGUCAAUCCAUUUGGGGUAAAAAAUUUGAUGAUGAAUUCAAACCCAAUUUAACUCACUCUGGACGAGGUGUGCUCUCCAUGGCCAAUUCAGGACCUAAUACCAACGGAUCGCAGUUUUUCAUUACCUAUCGCUCUUGCAAACAUUUGGAUGGCAAACACACCGUUUUUGGCAAAGUUGUUGGAGGUUUGGAUACUUUACAAAAAAUGGAACAAAUCGAAGUAGACAACAAGGAUCGUCCCAUAGAGGACAUUAUUAUAGAGUCCAUUCAAGUCUAUGUGGAUCCAUUUAAAGAAGCCGAAGAGCAAUUAGCCAAAGAAAGAGCCGAAGAAGCUGAAAAACAACAGCAGGAGAAAAAUGCAGAAAUAACAAAGAAACGUUUAAAGGAACCUCUCAAGGUCUAUCGAGAAGGAGUGGGAAAAUAUUUGAACAUACAGGCAGCGAAACAAGCACAGAAAGAAGAAAAUGCCGGCAGCAGUUUAUUUGGAGGACCUAUUAGAAAAAAAGCAUCGGGCAAGGCAGGAUUUAGUGAUUUUUCUUCGUGGUAGAGACGAGUUUCAUGAUCGACGAUUUUAUGCAAUGGAAAAGAAAAGCCAGAGAUAACAAAACACCAAACACUAUGGGACGCGUUUCGUCUUUGGUUAGAAGACUUUUCAGAUGGAGCUUGAGGUCUGAAAUUUGGCAUGUAGAUACAACUAAGAAAUAAAUGAUGGGUGACUAAGUGUUCUAUUGAAAAUUCGUGCAUUUUGGUACCAUUUGGUACUUUCUUUCAAAUA
Molecule: messenger RNA, 2002 nt
Organism: Stomoxys calcitrans (stable fly)
Lineage: Eukaryota; Metazoa; Arthropoda; Insecta; Diptera; Muscidae
Product: RING-type E3 ubiquitin-protein ligase PPIL2
Exons: 7
Coding region: 209-1774 (521 amino acids)
Biological process (GO): protein folding; protein peptidyl-prolyl isomerization; protein polyubiquitination
Cellular component (GO): catalytic step 2 spliceosome
Molecular function (GO): ubiquitin-ubiquitin ligase activity; peptidyl-prolyl cis-trans isomerase activity
Source: RefSeq, a predicted model, not a curated record